CAUGGCGUCAAUGGUUGCUGUUUUGACCAGGGCCGUGGGAUUUGAAAAACAUUAUGUAGAACAGAACCAUGGAGAUAGCUAAACAAUAAUCCGAAAUCAACUUCAGAGCUCGAAAGUAAGCUGGGUGCCAGUAUUAUUUAUUUCCCGUUAGCUAGCUCAGCCGGACGACCGGGCACAGCGGCUAACGACAGUUAGCUCACGGAGGCAGCUAACAGCAAAGUCGGCUGAGUAGAGAGCAGAGAGUCCCCUGGAAGUCCGCGCGAAUCGUUUCUAUAACACAGGAAACACUUUUUGCUUUUAAUGAUUUUAGGUGGCCUGCCUCCCUGGUGAUCCUCAGCGUGGUGUUGACUCCACCAGGGACAACAGCAGCAGGACAGGAGGGAUGGAUGAGUCCAUAAGUCCAGUAAAAUCAGUCAAACAUCCCAGAGGAGCCAAAGCUUUAUCCAGCGAGAAGGCAAGUAAAGAGGCUCCUACGCAGAGAGAGGGUACCAAGUCUGUGCCCCGCAGCAAAGAAAACCUCACCAUUGCGAAGGAUGAACAUAAUAUAGGCAGCCAGGGCAGCCGGGGGCAAGGCAAGACUUCCACAGACACACCGCAGGACAGGAGGAGGGGACGGCCCUCCAGGCUGACAAGACUGACUGGAAGAACAAGUUCUGGGGAGAGAGGCAAAGGCAAAGUGGCAAGCUCACAACAGCAGCUGGCAGCACAGACUCCUGACUCCAGGGCUUCUCUUUCUACAGACAGCAGCCCCUCAGCAAGCAGAGAGACCAACUCUCCUGUAGUGCCUGGUACACCUGAGAAGGGCCUUGCAGCACAGGCCAAGAGCUCUUCUGUAACUCCAGCAAAGGAGAAGUCCCAUGGGGUGAAAGCUGCGGGACUAAUGCAUCAGUCCAUUGAAGAGGGCACAGAGGUGAGGCCCACUGUAGAGGAAGGACCCCUGUCAGAGCAACAGCUGGGCCUCCGACAGGCAGAGGAGCGCCUCUACAGAGAUUACAUCCACCGACUGUUGAAACAGUCCCCUGAGUACCCAAACUAUCAAUACUUAUGCAAGCUCUGUUCUGUGCACAUUGAGAACAUUCAAGGAGCACACAAACACAUCAAGGAGAAGAGACACAAGAAGAACAUAAUGGAAAAACAGGAGGAGAAUGAGCUGCGUGCCCUGCCACCCCCCACCGCUGCCCAGCUGAGGGCCGUGGAUGCGGCUGUCAUAGAAACAGCCAGGCAGCACGGGAUCUCAGAGGAGGACUUUGAAGUUCGGAAGGCCGUGGUCCUCAGGAUGGAGAAGAUCAUAAAGAGGAACCUCUCAGCUUGUUCUCUCCGUCUCUAUGGUUCAUGUCUUACCCGAUUUGCCUUCAAAACCAGUGAUAUCAACAUUGAUGUCACCUACCCUUCCUCAAUGACACAACCUGAGGUCUUGAUUCAAGUGCUGGAGAUCCUCAAGAACAGCUCUGAAUUUUCUGAGGUUGAGUCAGAUUUUCAUGCCAAAGUUCCUGCGGUUUUCUGUCGGGAUGUUAGCAGCGGCCUGAUGUGUAAAGUCAGUGCCGGUAAUGACGUCGCUUGUCUCACGACCAAUCACCUGGCAGCCCUGGCUAAACUGGAGCCCAGAUUAGUGCCCCUGGUGCUGGCCUUCCGCUACUGGGCAAGGCUGUGUCAUAUUGACUGCCAGGCUGAGGGUGGCAUCCCCUCGUACUCCUUCGCUCUCAUGGUUAUCUUCUUUCUGCAGCAGAGGAAGGAGCCCAUCCUCCCUGUCUACCUGGGCCGCUGGAUCGAAGGCUUUGAUGUGAAACGUGUGGAUGAGUAUCAUCUAACUGGAAUCACGUUGGAUAUGUUUGUCCGAUGGGAGCACAGACCUCCAAGCUCCACAGAGGGACGGGGGGAGAACCGAAAUGAGGCCAGAGGACAGAGCAGACCCAAACCCGAGCAGAAUAAACCUGAUGAUACUCAUUAUUCAGAGGGCUUGACCCCCUUAACCUUUGACCUGAGUAAAGAUGUGACGCUGGGCCAGUUGUGGUUAGAGCUCUUACGUUUCUACACACUGGAGUUUGCUCUUGAAGAAUAUAUCAUCAGCAUCCGCUUAAAGGUACUCCUCUCGAGAGAAGUUAAGAACUGGCCACGUCGUAGGCUCGCUAUUGAAGAUCCUUUUGCCUUGAAGAGGAAUGUUGCACGAAGCUUGAACAGCCAAAUGGUGUUUGAGUACAUCCAGGAGCGCUUCCGUACAGCUUACAGAUACUUUGCGUGCCCUCAGAGAAAGGGCUCUGGGGGCCACCAGAGAAGCAAGAAAGCAGGCAAGCAAGGUGCAAAACUGGAAGGGGUCGAGAACAAGGAGGCCGACUCUGUGAGCAAGGAAGACAACGACGGGAAAGGUGAAAAAAGUCCGAGCACUCAGAGGGCGCACCAGGGUUUGAAGGAGGACGAGGAGCCCGACAGCGAUGAUGAAGAUGGUUCAGAUCCGUCCAGAAAGAAGGAUGAGAGGACUUUAGAUGCCAGCCUCAUGGACAUGGUUAUCAAUGAGGGGAACAAACCUUCCUUCUCCCCCAACGGCCUGCUGGACAGUGACAAGGAGGGAGGGGUGGAAGACGAGGAGGAAAACAGUGUUUCAGAGAAGGCUGGGCCUUUUACAUCGGAGGAUCUGCACUAUGUGUUUGACAAGAUGAUUUUCACUGGUGGGAAGCCUCCAACUGUAGUGUGCAGCAUCUGCAAACGAGAUGGUCACCUGAAGGACGAGUGUCCUGAAGACUUCAAGAAGAUUGAACUAAAGCCUUUGCCUCCUAUGAACGACCGCUUCAGAGAUAUCCUCGAUGGGCUCUGCAGAUUGUGCUACUAUGAAUUGUCACCUUCACCUGUUGAGCAGCAGAAGAGGGAGCAGAUCCUCGGCAGCCUGGAGAGAUUUAUAAGGAAAGAGUACAAUGAUAAAGCCCAGCUCUGCUUGUUUGGUUCCUCCAAAAACGGUUUUGGCUUCCGUGACAGUGACCUUGACAUCUGCAUGACUCUGGAGGGCCAUGAUACUGCAGAGAAGCUGAACUGCAAAGAGAUCAUUGAAGGCCUUGCAAAAGUGCUAAAGAAGCAUACAGGUUUGAGGAACAUCUUGCCUAUUACAACAGCUAAAGUGCCUAUUGUGAAGUUUGAACACAGACAGAGUGGUUUGGAGGGAGACAUUAGCCUUUAUAACACCCUGGCUCAACACAACACCAGAAUGCUGGCUACAUAUGCAGCCCUGGAUCCACGUGUGCAGUUCCUGGGAUACACAAUGAAGGUCUUUGCAAAGCGCUGCGACAUUGGGGAUGCAUCCAGAGGAAGCCUCUCAUCUUAUGCGUACAUCCUGAUGGUGCUUUACUUCCUGCAGCAGAGGCAGCCGCCGGUCAUUCCUGUCCUGCAGGAGAUCUUUGAUGGGAAGACUGUUCCACAGCGAAUGGUCGAUGGCUGGAAUGCUUUCUUUUUUGAUGACCUUGAAGAUCUGCGUCGGCGUCUCUCUGCGCUGCAGCCGAACACAGAGACCGUUGGAGAGCUUUGGCUGGGCCUCCUGCGCUUUUACACUGAAGAGUUUGACUUCAAAGAGCACGUCAUCAGCAUCCGCCAAAGAAAACGCCUCACCACCUUUGAGAAACAGUGGACCAGCAAAUGCAUCGCUAUUGAAGAUCCCUUUGAUUUGAAUCAUAAUCUUGGUGCUGGAGUUUCUCGCAAAAUGACAAACUUCAUCAUGAAGGCUUUUAUAAAUGGUAGGAAGUUGUUUGGAACUCCAUUCUACCCCGUCCCCGGCACUGAAGUGGACUACUUCUUUGACUCAAAGGUGCUGACAGACGGCGAGUUGGCGCCCAAUGACAGGUGUUGCAGGAUCUGUGGAAAGAUUGGACAUUACAUGAAGGACUGUCCAAAGAGACGCAGGAUGAAGAAGAAGGAAAAUGACAAAGAUGAGGACAUAAAAGAGGAGGAGCGAGAACCAAAGGACAGACGUUGUUUCCAGUGCGGGGACAUGGGUCACGUGCGAAGGGACUGUCCUGAAUACCGCCACCUCAAACAGAGGACCGCCGGAGCACCAGCUCCUCACAUGGUACGAACUAUGGUGAGCUCCCAGUCCAUCCCCAUUCCUCAGGCAGCUGCAGACUGUCCUGGAAGAACCAGACAGCCCUCUGAAUGUUCGGACAGUCGACAGACUCCGCCCUACUCCCCACAGCCCACCGCUAUGCCUCAGAGUUCCUCCCAGUCCUCCAGCUCCCCCCAGCCCUCCCACAGUAAGACCAGUUCUGCAGGUCCCUCGAAGCAGCCUGCUCACCCCCAGGUCCCCCUGUCCCUCUUCAGCUUCCCUACCUCCCUCCCAGGCCAGUACCAUCCAGGGACGCUCACUGCACUGGGGCAUCUUCCCUCCCACCAGUCCCAGGGGCAGCCUCAUCACCCAGUCCACAUCCCUUCCACCUCUUGGCCCAUCCACGGACCGGUCCUCACUACGUCCUCUCCCACCGCCCCCUCCCCACCCGGCCUGAAAUUCGCCCUGCGUUCUGCGUCAGGGAAUGGGAGUCCCACAGGCUCAGGGGGCAACUCCAGCCCCAUGAACCUGAACGACCCCAGCAUCAUCUUCGCCCAGCCGGCGGGGAGACAGCUGGGCAUUGGUGGGCCAGGACGGGAAGGACACUGGCACAACCACUUGGCACAACCAGGGUCACUCAUGGGCAAUGGCACUGUAAUCAAGUCAGAGUCAGGCCACCCGGCCCAGUUUGUUGGUGUGAGCCAAGGCUCUCGGUUAUGGGAGCACAAUAAAACACCCCAGUACACCCUGUCUCCAUCCUGGGCAUACCGGAUGCCCCAGAGCUUCCUCCAGCAGGGCAACGGAGGCUACCAGCCCGGCAAACCCUUCAUGGCCCAAGGUUCCAUGGUAAAUCCGAAUCCAAACUUCCCACUGGUCCCCCAUGUCCGACAUCAAGUCAAUCUGAAUUUCAUCCAACAGAAGAAGUGAACUUGUAUCUCCUUUUAAUUAGAUUUAUGGUCAGUAACAUAACAAAAGCAGAAUUAUGUACUCUUUGCAUCAUUUGAUCGCAGGAAUUUUUAAAAUGAAUUUUAUCAUUUUUGUACAGUUUUUAUGUUUUAUUUUUUGUCUCAUUACAUUGAUUUGUGAUACAAAUGUCAAAUAUUUUAAUACCCCCAUUUUUGAGGGGGUCCAAAAAGUGUUUUUAUUUUAUGUGUAAAGUAAGGAGGAAAAAUGUAAACCUUUAUUUUUAUUAGCUGUAUUCAUACUUUGCUUGCAACAAAAUGAAGGCUUUGAAUAGACGUUUGUUUUAAAAACAAUCUAACAUGUCACCCUAGGUAUGUAGUGCCAAAAGCAGGGAUAGCAAGAAAAAAAGGGAAAAAAUCUUAAAUAUAAAAAAGCUACAAAAAAAAAUAAAGAAAAAAGCAAACAAGUUCGUUGUGUCAUGUGGGUUAAUUAGAGGGGUCAACAAAACACAGGCCGCUCUUAGUUUUGAAACCAAUCGUCCUCAUUGUUUAUUCUGACCAUGACCAUUCCACAACCUUAGCCGUUUGUAUAUGGUCUUCUGCUUGGUGGACUUAUUGGACAGAAGCAAACUAGGGAGUGAGAAGGCUUUUUUGGCUUUUGAUCUGAACAAGUAGUUUUUAUUCAGAAGAAUGGCAGCCAUCUUGGAGUUAGGAUAUAGUAGCAUUAGAUUUUAAAAAUGAGGACACUUGUGUCUGUUCCCAGGCCACUGUCAGUCAAAUCUGAUCAGUCCUCACCCAGGUUUUCAGAAUUAAUUUUUCAGGUGACUUUGCUUGUCACCAUUUCUGUAGCCAUGGUCACUAUUUUCAUGGAUGUUGCUGGAUAGCUCUGUAAGAAGAUCACAUUCUUUAUCCCACCUGCUCAUCUCUGACUGAUUCUUCAACUUGCAGAAACGUUC
This is a messenger RNA of Toxotes jaculatrix (banded archerfish), 5879 nucleotides long. It is a transcript of the gene tut4, whose product is annotated as terminal uridylyl transferase 4. The record is from RefSeq and is a predicted model, not a curated record. The coding region runs from base 383 to 4948 and encodes 1521 amino acids. Lineage: Eukaryota; Metazoa; Chordata; Actinopteri; Toxotidae. Gene Ontology annotation, molecular function: zinc ion binding; nucleic acid binding; RNA uridylyltransferase activity. The transcript is spliced from 31 exons.